AUGUCAGGACGACAAGGUGGAAAAUUAAAACCUCUUAAAAAGCCAAAGAAGGCAUCAACUGAAAUGUCUGAGGAAGAUAUAGAAUUUAAAAAGAAACAAAUGGAGGAACAAAAAAAGCUAAAAGAAUUAGCUGCUAAAGCUUCCCAAAAAGGACCAUUGGGAGGUACCGGUAUUAAGAAAUCCGGAAAAAAAUAA
Molecule: messenger RNA, 195 nt
Organism: Strongyloides ratti
Lineage: Eukaryota; Metazoa; Nematoda; Chromadorea; Rhabditida; Strongyloididae
Product: Translation machinery associated TMA7 family-containing protein
Exons: 2
Coding region: 1-195 (64 amino acids)
Source: RefSeq, a predicted model, not a curated record